Erythranthe guttata (spotted monkey flower) is the source of this 1614-nucleotide messenger RNA. Its product is annotated as hydroxyproline-rich glycoprotein family protein. Gene Ontology annotation, cellular component: mediator complex; core mediator complex. Lineage: Eukaryota; Viridiplantae; Streptophyta; Magnoliopsida; Lamiales; Phrymaceae. The record is from RefSeq and is a predicted model, not a curated record. Gene Ontology annotation, biological process: regulation of transcription by RNA polymerase II. Gene Ontology annotation, molecular function: transcription coregulator activity.
CUCCAGAAUUAAUUCCAUCUUAAAUCACAUCGUUUCUUCUUCCCCAUUUUUUCCCUGACCCAGCCAUCUUCUAUCAAUCCACCGCCGCCGACGACGUCGCCGCCGCCGCCGCUAAUGUCGUCGUCGUCGACUUCUUAGGUCAUGACGUGUUAUUGCUAAAUUCACGUCUUCUUAAGUGAUUCUUCAAAGGAGAAUCUAACAAAGAUGCUACAGAAUAUUCCCCACCAAGUCGUGCAAUCUCCGGCCAGGCUAGGCCUGCCGAACCCCAACUCACCGUCUCUCCAAAACACGAACCUCCCUAAAUUCACUUCUCAAACCCCACAAAACCACCAGCAGCAGCAGCAGCAGCAGCAGUCGAAUCAGUUAACAACUCCGGCCGUUUCUUCGACACUCCUCCCUCUCCUCCCCCCUCUCCCUCGUGCUCAAUCUCUCCUCAUCCAGAUGGCGUCUCUCUCCUCCAAACUCUUUGAAGUUUCACCGAACCGACCGCACUGGAUCGGUGCAUUCCGUGGCCAACUCCCUUCCUUCUUGUCUUCACAACCCCAGCCAGUGGGGGCCGCCCCCCAAGACUCGUCUCCCUCUUCCGCCAAAGAAAUCAUCUCGCAAUUCGCAGCUCUCCAAACACAACUCUUCGAAGCUGUUGCGGAGCUCCAGCAAAUACUCGAUCUUCAAGACGCUAAACAGAAACUCGCCCGCGAAAUCCGAUCCAAAGAUUCAGCCCUUCUCGCCUUUGCCAACAAACUCAAAGAAACCGAACGAGUCCUCGACAUUCUAGUAGACGAUUAUUCCGAUUACCACCGCCAGAAAAGAACCAAGUCAUCGGAGGAAGACUCUUCCACAACCACCAUCGAAACUCAAAUCAAACUAACGGAUAUACUCUCCUACGCGCACAAGAUAAGCUACACCACUUUCGCCCCACCCGUAUUCGGGGCGGGGCAGGCCCCCCUCCGGGGGGCGCUGCCCCCCGCCCCGCAAGAGGAGCAAAUGCGCGCUUCACAGCUGUACAAUUUCGCGGAUCUCGAUAUCGGGUUACCUAAAACGGACGAGGGCAGAGAGGGAAUUAUCGAGGCGGUGGUUGAAGCAGAAGCAGCAGCUCCGGCGAAGGAUUUGCUGAUGAUUCCGGCGAACAUUGUGGUUCCUUCAGGGUGGAAGCCUGGAAUGCCAGUGGAGUUGCCAAGCGAUCUUCCGAUUUUGCCCCCGCCAGGGUGGAAGCCAGGGGACCCGAUCACGCUCCCGCCGCUGGAUGCUCUGGCGGGUCCCGCGAGGCCCGACGAGCAGCAAUUGCGGGCGGGCCCGCCGCCGGUGUUGGGGAGGGCGCCGGAGCCUAUACAGGUACGGCAUGUGCAGCUUGAUAUCGAGGAUGAUAGUAGUGAUUAUAGCAGUGAUGGUGGCAGUAGCUCUGAAAGUGAGGAUUGAUGAUGGUUGGUUUUAGGGUUUUGUAUUAUGUUUAAUAGUAACCUUCGAUUUUUUUUUUCGACGAAGAUGAAUAUUUUCGACUAUUGUGGAAACUGUGAUUGGGUGGUCUGAAAAGUUUGUUAUGUACCUUAUGGGAUGUGUUUAUUUGUGAUUUUCAACAUUUGUAAAUUCUAUUUAAAAGUCGAUUUGUUAGUUUAA